Molecule: messenger RNA, 5157 nt
Organism: Coffea arabica (coffee)
Lineage: Eukaryota; Viridiplantae; Streptophyta; Magnoliopsida; Gentianales; Rubiaceae
Product: protein GAMETE CELL DEFECTIVE 1, mitochondrial
Source: RefSeq, a predicted model, not a curated record
GGAUUUGUAUCCCAUGUUCAAGAAAUCAAAAAUGACACCAAUCCGGAGGCUCUGUUUCCUCCUGAAAAACCCCCCUUUGAACCCCACCACGACCACCACCGUGUUUCGUCACUUCUCCACCACCAACACAGGCGACGACGAGUGGAAUGAUGCAUGGGAAACAGCUUGGCUCCCCGACGAGCUCGCGGGAAAGACUCGAGCCCCAUGGGAAACAGACGUCAACUUCUCACUUUCCUCCGCUGAAACCGUCCCUUCUCAAAAUCCUAACAAUUCCCAUCUUGAUAUGGAUUCUGAGACCAAGGCUUUCGUGGAGGACAUGAACGAGAACUGGGAUCAAAGAAAAGGGAAGCCCAGAAGUAGUAGUACCAACGCGGAUAAGAAUGAUGGGGUGGUUAAAAAAGAGGGAAUUGGUGCUGGGGCGGCUGGAGCUUCGUCUGAGCUUUAUAGGCUGGAGAAUAUCAAGAGGGAUUAUAGAUUGAAGAAGCAGAGAGUUCAUGCCGGGCUAUGGGCGAAGGAGAUUGAGAAAAUGGAGGAGGCUAGGUUGGGGGAUUCCAUUUCUGGUGCUGGCGAUGACAUUGAGAAAUUGCUUGAUAGCUGCUCAGAGAUAUUUGAUUCUCCCGGUGAUGAUUUAAAUAAUACUAAAAUUCCUGGCACAGAGUUCAAAAAUAAGCCUGAUGGAUGGGAAACAACGUCAAGAGCUCAAGAUGGGAAUAUAUGGCAAAUGACACAAAGAGAAGAAGACAUUCUGCUUCAAGAAUUUGAGCGCCGAAUUGCAUUCAACAAGUUCCAGAUUGCAAGUUUUAUUAAAACUCACAUAUUUAGCCGAAGAAGACCCAUUGAUGGAUGGAAGUACAUGAUAGAGGUGAUUGGACCAAAUGCAAAGAGAGGGAAAGGCAGUGUCUCAAGAUUGCCUAGUGUAUCAGAUCCAGCAACUCAACCUUUCAAAGAGGAGAAAGCACCAAUUACCAGUACUCCCCUCUCCUACAAGGGGAGGUAAUAGUCAUCCUUGCUCGUAGGAGCAUCCAUAUUCAAUCAGAGAUGUUUGUUACCUUGUUAACAGGAGUGAGGGAGUUUCUACUGAGAUUCGAAUGAAUUUUAGCAUUGUCACAUACAAGUCAAAUUCAGAGAGCUCAGCAUGAGUUUGCAAUACUUGUAUGGGAAACAGAUGAAAAGAAGCCACAUGUUUUAUUCUGGAGUGAACGAAGAAAAGAAAACAGAACUUGAGCAAGAGAAUGCCUUGAGCUGCUAUUUCCCUACUUUGGAAGUCCAUUUCUCUCGGAAGCCGAGAGGAUCAUGUUGCACAAUACGGAAGCAUGAAUGAAGAUACCGCUGAGAGAAGGAAACAGUUGCGCAGUUCAUCUCGCAAGUUCAGGUGAAGCUGAACUUGAAAUUGUAGUAUUGAUGAAGAAUCCAUUAAACGUUUGUUGUUGGUUGAUUUAGCACUAGCGGAUUCUGUUUAGGAAUAUUUAAAUGGGCGUUUGCCGUUAGAUGUGCCAAAAACGAAAAAGAAAGGAAAGGCAUUCUACUUCUCUUGUGCUCAAAAAAUUAGUGAAACAAAAAGGUAAAGUAAAUCGUCCCCCAAGUUUUUCCUUUUCUUUUUUCACCCUUGUCACGACGACCCAUCCAAAAGGGUCAGAAGAAUAAUGGCCCAUCAUAACCCCAAAACCCAGAGAAAACAUUUGCUGUCGACUUUUGACCCAAAAAAAAAAACAAGAAAAAUCGCCCUCCUCCUACAACCUGUAUAGUAGCCCCGCCCCACGUGUCACUCACCUCAUAUGUUGAAACUUACGACAUCGUAGCAAGAAAGCCAUGAACGGUCCGUGCUUGGAAGGGUCGUGCAGUCAGAAAGUAGGUCAAAUGUGAGAGAGCACCUCCCCAGUACCACCCAGCAAACGACCUCGUUCCCUUAUAUUUUAAACAUGUGUGUGAGUAACGGAAUAUGAAGAAUGGAUGUGAGACGAACUGUGGAGCUGUCAGAAAACACUGCAGUGGCCUACUGUUCCUUCUCCGCGUCUCCCACCAACGUUGCCGUCUCCGAAAGAAAGUUUGCUUACAGCAAAUUACCCAGAAUAAUUUGCGGCAAAUAUUCCUUUGAAAAAAACUGUGCCUUCAUCAGGUAAUUAUCGAUCCUGUCUCUAUCUUAUUUCUUUCUCUUCUUAUUCAUAAUUACGUGAACUUUUUCCCGACCAAAUCAUACCCUCACUGGAUUCUCGCCGGCCGAUCUUUAUCUACCGACCGGUGCAAGAUGGCACCGAAAGAACCCUUUUUUCUUCUCGGGUUUUUGCUCUUGUUUUGUUUUUUAAUGUCCUUUUCCAAUGCGAACUGCCCCAAAACCAAUUCUUCCCUCCUCAACUACACAUCCCAAUUCUUGAUGGUACAACACCAAUUGCGUGGGGUACUUACUAUCCUAGAUGAUUGUUCCUUUAAGGUUUCCCAAUUUGAUAUGCUUCAAGGCUCGGAUAAUGUUAGCUGGUGGGGUGCCUCGGGUGAAACCUUCGAAAAUCUCACUCGGGGUUUUCUGAUCUCAGAUCAUAAGUUGAAUCAGACCUAUAAAAAUGAUAGCUUUACUGUUAAUUUACUGAAAAAUGUCACUUGGGAUCAGAUCAAAGUUCUUUCUGUUUGGGAUUUGCCCACUGCUUCUGAUUUUGGUCACGUUGUCCUUGGGGGGAAUUCUUCCUCCACCAAUUUUAAUGGGACUGGUGGUCCUUUGACAGUUACAAUGUUCGAUAAUUGUAAAGUUUUGUCGAAAAACUAUAGGGUUAGGUGGAAUUAUAGUGAAGAUAAGGAUUUUAUUGAUUUUGGGUUGGAAGGUGCUAUUGGGAUUCAGAACUAUAUGGCCUUUGGUUGGGCAAAUCCCAAUGCUUCCGAGAAGUUUAUGGUGGGUGGAGAUGUGACUGUGAGUGGUUUUAAGGAGAAUGGAAUGCCAUUUGCAGAGGAUUAUUUCAUAUCAAAGUAUAGUGAGUGUGUGGUGAAUGAGGAGGGGAAGUUUCAGGGGGUUUGUCCUGAUUCCAUGCUUGAUAGCUCUGAUCCUAUUGGUUUGGUUAACAACACGAGAUUAGUUUAUGGGCAUAGGAAGGAUGGGGUUUCUUUUAUAAGGUUUAGGAGGCCGCUGAAGAGUGUUGAUGGGAAGUAUGAUUUGGCUGUGAAUCCUAAGGCUAAGAUGACUGUGAUCUGGGCUUUGGGCUUGAUAAAGCCGCCUGAUAGUCUUCGCCCUUUUUAUCUUCCUCAAAAUCAUGGUGGUACUUUUGGACACUUGGUACUUAACAUAUCAGAGACUGUGAAUGAUUGCUUGGGACCUUUGGAUGCUGAAGACAAGGAGGACCAAGAUCUUGUCAUUGCUGAUAAGAAGGAACCUCUAGUUGUUUCGACUGGGCCAGCAUUGCAUUACCCCAAUCCGCCUAAUCCUUCAAAAGUUCUUUAUAUUAACAAGAAGGAGGCUCCUGUUCUUAGGGUUGAGAGAGGGGUUUCAAUCAAGUUCUCCAUACAAGCAGGGCAUGAUGUUGCAUUCUAUAUCACCUCUAAUCCACUUGGUGGAAAUGCUACCUUGAGGAAUAUGUCUGAGACUGUUUAUUUUGGGGGACCAGAAGCUGAAGGAGUCCCAGCAAGCCCUACAGAACUGACAUGGGCGCCUGAUCGCAAUACACCAGAUAUAGUUUAUUAUCAUUCUGUCUAUACGCAAAAGAUGGGUUGGAAAGUUCAAGUAGUUGACGGGGGUCUGCCAGAUAUGUAUAACAAUAGUGUUGUUUUGGAUGAUCAGCAAGUCACACUUUUUUGGACAUUAUCAAAAGAUUCAAUAUCAAUUGCAGCUCGGGGUGAAAAGAAAAGUGGUUAUCUUGCAAUAGGUUUUGGACGUGAAAUGGUACACAGCUAUGCUUAUGUGGGUUGGAUUGAUGAUGAUGGAAAAGGAAGGGUGAGCACAUAUUGGAUAGAUGGAAGGGAUGCCUCUAGUUUGCAUCCAACUCAGGAGAACUUGACAUAUGCAAGAUGCAAGUCUGAAAAUGGUAUCAUCACAUUUGAAUUCACCCGUCCGUUACACCCAUCUUGUAGUAAAAGAGAUGAAAGGCCAGAAUGUAAUAACAUUGUUGAUCCUACAACCCCUCUUAAAGUUAUUUGGGCAAUGGGUGCUCAAUGGUCAGACAACCACUUGAGCGUUACAAAUAUGCACUCUGUCACAAGCAAGAGGCCUGUUCACGUGUUGCUUAUGCGUGGUUCUGCUGAGGCAGAGGAGGACUUGCGGCCAGUAUUAGCUGUACAUGGUUUUAUGAUGUUUCUUGCGUGGGGUAUACUGCUUCCUGGUGGUAUUCUAGCUGCAAGAUACUUAAAGCAUGUCAAAGGUGAUGGGUGGUUUCAACUUCACGUAUACUUGCAAUACUCAGGAUUAUCAAUCGUUUUCCUUGGUUUUCUUUUUGCUGUAGCCGAGCUUCGAGGUCUGUUCCUCCACUCAUUACAUGUGAAGCUUGGAAUGCUGGCAAUAUUGUUGGGUGUUGUGCAACCAGUAAAUGCCUACUUUCGACCUAAGAAACCUGGUGCUGGAGAGGUGGUUUCUUCAAGGAGGAUUCUUUGGGAAUAUAUGCAUGUCAUUGUUGGCAGGUCCAGCAUUCUUGUUGGGGUUGCAGCUCUUAUCACUGGAAUGAAGCAUUUGGGAGAAAGAUACGGUGAUGAAAAUGUUCAUGGACUUACUUGGGCUCUGAUAAUCUGGUUAUUGGUUGGUGCUUUGACAGUAAUUUACUUGGAGUACCGUGAGAAGAAGAGGCGGCAGGAUAGAGUAUCUGGAGGAAGCAGUUGGGUAUUGGGUAACGGUGAGGAGGAGGAUGUCGAUCUCUUGAGUCCAAGUCGGACAGUAGCAGAAAAAGAUUCAGAUUUUUCUGAAAGAAUGGAAGUGCAGUUAGAACCUUUGAGCAGAUAGAAACUCCCUUUGAAGACUCGCCUAGGAUAUAAACUUGCUCUGGUCCAGCAAUUUUGAAAUCGGCAAAUCAUACAGAAGACAGCAGGCUUUGUUGGUUACAAGGUUUUAGGUGUAUCACAUGUCACGGCUUUGUCCUACUUUUUGUCCCUCGCGAGGCAGCUAAGCUGCUGGAUGUAAUUGUAUACUCCAUACAUUUAUUGGCAUAGUUAAAAAGUAUUCUUUUUAAUAGAAAUCUCUGUAGAAAGGAUUUU